Kwoniella botswanensis is the source of this 627-nucleotide messenger RNA. RefSeq lists its product as uncharacterized. NCBI's taxonomy places the organism in Eukaryota, Fungi, Basidiomycota, Tremellomycetes, Tremellales, Cryptococcaceae. The coding region runs from base 1 to 627 and encodes 208 amino acids. The transcript has 2 exons. The record is from RefSeq and is a predicted model, not a curated record.
AUGUCCUCCAUCCCUUUGCUCCUACUCUUCCUCCUCACUCUCUCCAUCCCUCCGUUCGUUCCCCUCCGUCAAAUCCGCCUUGACGCCUUCCUCAUGCCUCUCUCACUGCCCUUCAUCCCAUCCUCGACAUUUGAUACCCUCCCCGACUCUAGACCAUGGGACAUAUCCAGAGCUAUAGUAAGACUGAUCAUUGCUUAUUCGCUCUUUGCUGGAUUUGGCUCUGUACUUAGAACACUAAAGAGGAUAGGAGGCUGGAAGAUUCCUGAAUCAUCCACGAACCAGCUUGUGAGAAUAGGAUUAUUAUGGCUGUUAGCCUGGAGAGGCGCUACGUUGCCUUUUGUCCCUGAUGAGAAAGCUUGGAAGAGACCUUUGGACGUUGCGACGAUAGUUGGAGUAGGGAGUGGGGGAAUUUGUGCGGUGGAUGAAAUUAGGGAGAUUGCGAGGUUGAUAGGGAUUAAGAGCUCAAAUCAGUAUCCCAAGUCAGGUAUAAUAUCACGAAUCAUUCAAAUCAUCUUAUCAAUACAUCGGAUACUCUUAUCUCUGAGAAUUAUCAGUGCGGCCUUCACACCUGUCAAACAGAUACCAAUAGAUUUGUCUACUGCCAGUCAAGGGAUAGUAGGGGAAUAA